Tarenaya hassleriana is the source of this 2015-nucleotide messenger RNA. RefSeq names its product NAD(H) kinase 1. Gene Ontology annotation, biological process: NAD+ metabolic process; NADP+ biosynthetic process. The record is from RefSeq and is a predicted model, not a curated record. The transcript is spliced from 12 exons. Gene Ontology annotation, molecular function: NAD+ kinase activity. NCBI's taxonomy places the organism in Eukaryota, Viridiplantae, Streptophyta, Magnoliopsida, Brassicales, Cleomaceae. The coding region runs from base 152 to 1882 and encodes 576 amino acids.
AGUUCCUGUAAUCCACCGGUCAUUCUUUUAUAUAUCUAUAUCUGUGUAUAUAUAUUUGCCGUCGUUGAAGAUCACAACCAUCAGCUUCUUCAUGUGACGCAGUUGAUCCCUCUGAUUCUCUCUUCUCCCUCUCUCACCGAUCACGGAGUUCAUGUCGCCGAGCAAGUUCAAUUCCAGUGAUUCCUUUGUCAAUGGGGAUGCAAGCCAUUCGUGCUCGAACCUGGAGAAUGGUUUCAGCGACUUGUCUCUGCUAACGCAUUCCGAGAAGGCAGUGCAAGAGCUUCUUAUUCAACAGACUCCUAUUCAAGCAACCGACGACCAUCUCAUCGAAUUUUCAGAGGCUUUGAGAACUGUUGCUAAGACACUGAGGCGUGCUGCUGAAGGAAAGGCUUUAGCACAAGCCGAGGCUGCUGAAUGGAAGCGGCGAUAUGAGUUGGAGAAGUCGAGGAAUCAAGAACCUCAGCAGAAAGGUGAAGGUGCAAGAGUAUCUCGUUCCUUGUUCUUCCCUCUAGAGUGUUUGAGGUGGGUGUGUGGGAUUCUCAACGACUGGAGAGAGGAUUUACUGUGGAAGAGACAAUGUAGCUCUGAUCUUGUUAAAGAACAGUCAAAUGGAGCGUAUGCUGAUGGGUUUAGCUAUGGGAAGACAGGGUACCCGGCCAAGCACCCGGAGCUGCAUAAUCAAGAAAUCGAGAAUUCGGUAAGAUGUUGUAUGGAGCACGGGAUUUGCUCUCAUGAGGUUCUCCAAGAUGGUGGAUCUGUCUGCCCUAAUGGAAGCCGCAACAAACUAACGAGGAAGGCAUCAUUUAAACUGUCUUGGGGAUGCAAGGGACAGACAAAUGAUCAGCACAAGCAUGACAUUGUUUCUUUCGAGAGAGGGAAUAUCACUACGGCAGAACGCAGCAGUAAACAGAUUUCGUUGACAUGGGAAUCUGGCCCACAAACUGUGAUUAUUUUCACUAAGCCUAAUUCAAUUUCAGUCCGAAUUCUUUGCGCACAAAUGAUCAGAUGGUUGAAAGAGCAUAAAGGAUUACAAAUUUACGUGGAACCGCGUAUCAGGAAAGAACUUUUAUCGGAAUCCAACUCCUUCAACUUCGUUAAAACUUGGGAAGAUGACAAGGAGAUUUCACUUCUACACACAAAGGUCGACCUUGUCAUAACCCUCGGUGGUGAUGGUACCGUGCUCUGGGCAGCAUCGAUGUUCAAGGGACCCGUGCCUCCGAUUGUUCCAUUCGCUAUGGGAUCUCUAGGGUUUAUGACCCCAUUUCACAGCGAACAUUACCGAGAAUGCCUUGAAGCGGUUCUGAGGGGUCCUAUCAGUAUAACGUUGCGACACCGCCUGCAGUGCCAUAUCGUCAGAGAUAAAGCCAGGCAUGAGUACGAGACCGAAGAGCAAAUGCUCGUACUGAACGAGGUUACGAUAGACCGAGGGAUAUCUUCCUACCUCACGAACCUCGAAUGCUAUUGCGACAACUCUUUUGUGACGUGUGUGCAAGGCGACGGGCUAAUAUUAUCAACGACUUCUGGUAGCACUGCUUAUUCACUCGCGGCCGGAGGCUCAAUGGUCCAUCCCCAGGUUCCAGGCAUCUUGUUCACGCCGAUAUGCCCGCAUUCUCUGUCAUUCAGGCCGCUGAUAUUACCCGAGCACGUGACGCUGAGAGUGCAAGUGCCUUUCAACAGCAGAAGCUCGGCUUGGGUAUCGUUUGACGGGAAAGACCGGAAGCAGCUCGAGCCGGGGGAUGCCCUUGUGUGCAGUAUGGCCCCGUGGCCUGUCCCGACGGCUUGUCAGGUCGACUCUACAAACGAUUUCCUACGUAGCAUCCACGACGGCCUCCAUUGGAACCUUAGGAAGACUCAGUCUUUCGAUGGCCCUCGAGACACUUAGAACCUUUUUCUCUUGGCUUCUCUUUCUUUUAACCAGAAUAUAGUCGCAAUAUACAUAAAUCUUUAUAUGCAUAUAUGUUGAUGAUGAUGAUGAAGAAAAUAUAUCACGAAAUGUCAUAAUGGCAGUUUAUGUA